Pocillopora damicornis (cauliflower coral) is the source of this 1470-nucleotide messenger RNA. RefSeq names its product phosphatidylserine synthase 2. The record is from RefSeq and is a predicted model, not a curated record. Gene Ontology annotation, biological process: phosphatidylserine biosynthetic process. NCBI's taxonomy places the organism in Eukaryota, Metazoa, Cnidaria, Anthozoa, Scleractinia, Pocilloporidae. Gene Ontology annotation, molecular function: L-serine-phosphatidylethanolamine phosphatidyltransferase activity.
UUUUUGCAUGUGCAUGCUGGAAAUGUACAUAAUCUUUUGUUGCUCAUUUUCGGUGUCGUAAGGUCACCGUUUUAUUUCGAAAUCAGUUUAAUGCGAAAAGCUUGGCUAGUCCACUAAGCAGUGUCGCAGUCAGAGAGGAUGACAAAGCCUAAGGAAGGUGCAAGCCACCAAAAUGGUCAGGCACAUGAUAAGGACAUCGUUAGGGCUAAUGGACACGAUAAAGGAGAUGACCGGCGGCCAUUCAGCAUAAAGUGCGAGUGGGACAUCAAACAGACUCAGCAGUUUUCUGACGAUGGAACCAACACUUAUUUCUGGAGAGCGCACACAGUGACAGUACUUCUAAUUAUGCUUUGUGUGUUGGUUUAUGUUGGAGCUUUUGAGAAAACUAAGGAAAACAGUGAAUACAACACAAAGAGAGGACUUAUAGCCUGUAUAGCUGUGUUUUUGUUGUUUGGGGUUACUCAGAUUAGCGAUGGUCCAUUCAAACGACCUCACCCAGCUUUCUGGCGUAUCAUUCUUUGCCUGAGUGUUGUUUAUGAAUUGGCUCUAAUUUUUCUUUUAUUCCAGACAACCCAUGAUGCAAGGCAGUUAUUGAAGUAUCUUGACGAAGAUUUGGGGAAACCAUUGCCUGAGCAAUCUUAUGGGGAAGACUGUAGGUUGUACACUCCUGGACAUCCCAAGGGAUCAUUCCAUACCUUUCUUGAGAAGUGUGAUGUCUUUUUACCAGCUCAUUUCUUUGGAUGGUGGGCAAAGGCACUCAUUCUGCGUGACUAUUGGUUAUUGACUGUCAUCAGUGUUCUCUUUGAAGUCUUGGAGUAUUCCUUGGAGCAUCAGUUACCAAACUUUAGUGAAUGUUGGUGGGAUCAUUGGAUCAUGGAUGUUCUUGUUUGCAACGGUUUUGGAGCAUAUCUUGGUAUGAAGACUUGUGAAUAUCUUGGCCAUACCACUGGAGAGGGUUAUGGAACAUUCCCACCUACAGACUACUACGACAUUCUGAGCGCCAUGGAACGGCAAAAUUGUUAUGUUUCAUCGACUAUCAACACUGCCUCUGAGGGUUACAAGCAAAGCUCUCGUACUAUGCAAAACGAAUCUGGUAAAAUGUUCAUAGAGACCGAAGUUCAACCCCAAGCCGGAGACACGAUCUUAGACCUCGGUUGUGGCACAGGAGAGCUGUCUGCAUAUCUUGCUCUGCUUGUUGGAAACAGUGGAAAGGUUGUGGGUGUUGAUCCUGACAAACUUCCCUGGUAUGGGCUCAGAAUCCUACGACAUUAUCUUCAGCAACUACGUGCUGCACUGGAUCCAAGACAAAUCCAAUGCGUUUCGGAAUAUGUACGCGAGCCUAAAGCGGAAUGGUCAUGCCAAAAUUGCAGCUCAUUUCACGGGACGGGGAACAUCUGUCUUGCAAUCAAUCACGAUAAAGAAACCGAUAGUGGUAUUGAUAAAGCAGAUCACAGACCAAAACAUGAGUAA